Moesziomyces antarcticus is the source of this 324-nucleotide messenger RNA. RefSeq lists its product as uncharacterized. Bases 1 to 324 code for a protein of 107 amino acids. Lineage: Eukaryota; Fungi; Basidiomycota; Ustilaginomycetes; Ustilaginales; Ustilaginaceae. The record is from RefSeq and is a predicted model, not a curated record. The transcript has 2 exons.
AUGGAUGCGAGUCGAUCUUCGCUGCGCUCAAGGCAAUACGCGAGGAACACGGCUGUCAAGGUUACAACGCUAGGCUCGGGCACGUUACCAGGAACUCCCCACGUCGAGCCUCUUGGCGCCAGCUCGGCUGGCAACUGUUAUCGCACGUUCGCUUCCGCCCUCACCCUUUCUUCGCACCCACCUCUUCCGUUCGAUCCCUUGCUCCCGCUUCCGGCUUCCCACCUCGCCGUCCUCGCUCUCGGAGAUUGGACGUCACUCGAUCUCGUCUUCUUCUCCAACCGCUCUCCACCGAGCCCUGUCGGCGAGCCACGUUCCGGCGAUUAG